AUGCUUGCGCUAUUUGCUUUCCUAAUACUUGCCCUCCAGCAUGCUAGCGCCGACAGCUUCUCCAAGUUGGGCUGUUUCAAACAGUCUGAUCUACUGUCCUACUUGUCUAAAGAGGACUCAUUCAUGUAUCAGUCCCUGGGUCACUGUCAGGGCGCCUGUCAGGGCAAAGCCGUGGCAGCUCUCAUCGACGGUAAGAACUGCUACUGUGGGCUGUCAAUCCCAGAACUGAGCCUUGAGGUUUCCAGCUCAAACUGUGAUUCGCCUUGUCAGGGUUACGACAAAGAGAACUGUGGUGGCAGCGGGUACUUCGACGUUUAUGUCAACGCCGAUGUUGAAGCGUCCACCGUGGGCGCCUCCUCCUCGUCGUCGUCGUCGUCGUCGUCGUCGUCGUCGUCGUCCAAGACUACAUCUUCCUCCUCAAGCUCAACUUCCUCGUCAAGUUCAACGUCCACCACAUCCACAUCGUCAUUCUCGUCAUCUUCCGCAUCGUCAUCUCCAUCAACUUCCGCCACGUCUUCGUCCUCGCUGUCGGAAUCCUCGCCCCUGACAACGGAAUCGUCGCUGUCGUCUGAAAAAGCCGAUUCUGCCAGCGUCACCACCCUCGUUUCCACAGCAACUGCCAACCCUAGCAGAACCAGGAGCUCCUCUGUUGUUGAAGUUACCACCACAAUAAGGUCUGGUGCGUCAACGCUGGCUUCCUCUCUGAAUCUGCCAAAUCACAAAGAAUCCGACUCGGGCUCGAAGUCUUUGUCGGGCGGAAGCAUUGCAGGUAUUGUCAUUGGCUGUGUUGCUGGUGUGGGUCUACUAGCCGGACUAAUUAUAUUUUUCUUUUGGUGGAGGCGCCGGAGAGAGGAAGAGGAUGACGAUGACGAGCAGUUUUUCGACAUGGGCGGUAACAACGACAAAUCGUUCAAUCUGAUGGCACCAAACCCAUUCGUUGCUGGAGGUGCAGCAGCUGCUACGCAAGGCGGGCACGCUCACAAUAACUCUAACACUACCAGGUCGUACUCCUCAAACAACGAAGAUGCAUUCUUCUACGAGGCACGCAACCCUAAUAAUCAAGCUCCUCCCACAGAGGAUUAUUUGAGGCCGCCAGAAGAGUUCGGCCGCCGACGCCUAUCAAACGGGUCGUUGCCUGAUAUGGUUCAGCGCAAUCCCGGAUCAUUGAAAGUUGUGAACACGUAA
This is a messenger RNA of Candidozyma auris, 1185 nucleotides long. RefSeq names its product Wsc2p (gene WSC2). The record is from RefSeq and is a predicted model, not a curated record. The coding region runs from base 1 to 1185 and encodes 394 amino acids. NCBI's taxonomy places the organism in Eukaryota, Fungi, Ascomycota, Pichiomycetes, Serinales, Metschnikowiaceae. The transcript has a single exon.